AAAUUACUCUUUGGAGCUGUUUGAAGAGAGACAUCAAUUAUUGCAUUAGCCAGCGACUGUUUACAAGCUAUUACAAUGAAGUCAACAUCAGUUAUUUUCCUUUUCCUUUUCAUUCUUCAGUUAUCUCAUCAAACAAUAUCAGAAAAUGUAGAGCCUGAAUUAACAUUAUCUUCAGGAUCAAUAAGAGGUACUUCAGUUGAUUUUAGAGGUGUUAAAGUUUACCAAUUUUUGGGGAUUCCGUUCGCUGAACCACCAUUGAAUGAAUUACGUUUUCAAAAACCAGUGCCAAAGAAACCAUGGAAUGGAGUGUUGAGUGUAAACAAAUGGAUGCAAAUAUAUUGUAUGCAGCCAGUCUUCCCUGGUUUCAACAUGGAGCUUCCCAUCAGCGAAGAUUGCUUGAUUCUGAAUGUUUUCACAACAGAAGCUGCUUUCCAAGACAGAAAAAAUGGCAAGAAAAAUAGUUUACGUCCAGUCAUGGUUUGGAUCCAUGGUGGUGGUUUCAAUUUUGAUUCAGCUAACAUUCCAGGUCAAUAUGAUGGUACACCAAUAACUGGAUUGAAAGAUGUUAUAAUUGUAUCUUUGAAUUAUCGUUUGAGUUCUUUGGGUUUCCUUCAUUUGCCCGAAGCUGGUGUUCCUGGUAAUAUGGGUCUUUGGGAUCAGCAAUUAGCUUUAAAAUGGGUUAAAGAUAAUAUUGAACAUUUUGGUGGAGAUCCUAAUUCAGUAACGAUUUUCGGUGAAUCUGCAGGCUCAAUGUCAGUUUCAGCUCACCUUGUUAGUCCACAAUCGAAAGGACUGUUCAAAAACGCAAUCAUGCAAAGUGGCUCUAUUUAUGAUAUAAACCGAUGGACUCAGCCAGGGUUAGUCAAAAACUUUUUAAGCAAAAUUGAUUGUACCUCCGACGACUACAAAUCAUGUUUAUCAAAUUAUCGAUUUGGACAAUUUCCUGAAGCUGAUGGGUUGUUAUUCUGGCCAACAGUUGACGGUGAAUUCCUUCCAAAUCACCCAGAAGAACUCGUUUCUAACCAUGGAGUGGAUCCUAAUGUUAAUGUUCUAUUGGGUGCUGUUGGUAAUGAAGGAGCAGUAAUGUUGUUAAUGAAAGACAUGGUUACUUUUCAUCCAUUGAAUCCAGUUAACUUGACUAUUCCUCACGCUAAGUACAUUAUCGGUAAACUUUUCGGUAAAAAGCUGAUCGAUUUCUAUUCAGAACGGUACUUAGCUUCAUUGCCUGCUGAUGCCUCUGAUGCCAUUAGGCUAGCUGUCACCCAAGCCCUUGGCGACACAAUUCUUACUUGUCCGACUUAUGCAUUUGGUCGAGAUUUGAUCGCUAGUGGUGUUCCAAAUGUUUAUGGUUAUUUUCAAACGCAGAAGCCAACCCAAGCUCUUGUACCAGAAUUUAGUCAAGCUGGAUGGAUGACUAAUAUUGCUUCUCACGCUGACGAUAUUCCAAUGGUUUUUGGUUACCCUUUUAUCAAACUUGAUAAAUUCAAUAAUGAAGAUGUUGUUUUGUCAUUUCUCAUGAUUGACAUUUGGACAAAGUUUGCCAGAGAUGGUAAACCACCACAAAUCUCUCACCGAGAAUGGUUGCCCUGGAACUUAAGCGGUUCUACUCCUUAUCCCAGUAUGGUUCUCAACUCCAACAAAAUUGGUUUGAUUGAAACCAAAUCUGUUGAAUUUUGUAUUCAAAAUUGGCCUUUCCCACUCGAAAAACAAUACAACCUGAAUUCUGAAACAGGAGUCUAUGCCAAGAUGGUGGAAGAUCAUGACGAGCUUUAAUGGUUUUGCUAGUGAAUGAUCACCACCUUCGAACAACUUUCAGAAUCUAUUUUUUAUCAAUCAUGUUGUUUAACUUCUGCUUGGGCUUCAAAGGGCUCAUUCUCUUUGAAUGGAAUCAAAUUAUCUGGUAUUUGAUCUCUAACUGAUGGACUCAGUCGGGGUUGACGUUGGGCAUCUAACGACUAUAAAUCAUGUUUAUCAAUUUGUCAAUUCCUUGCCAGUCCUUGAAGCUGAUGGAUUAACAUUCAUGACUCUAACCAUUGAAUUUCGCAUUUGCAUAAAAUAUAAUUAAAUAUUCCAAUUGUUUUUGUUAAUUUUUUAAUAAACUAUUAAAACAAUAA
This is a messenger RNA of Tetranychus urticae (two-spotted spider mite), 2114 nucleotides long. Its product is annotated as acetylcholinesterase-1-like. Gene Ontology annotation, cellular component: plasma membrane. Gene Ontology annotation, molecular function: acetylcholinesterase activity. NCBI's taxonomy places the organism in Eukaryota, Metazoa, Arthropoda, Arachnida, Trombidiformes, Tetranychidae. Gene Ontology annotation, biological process: choline metabolic process; acetylcholine catabolic process. The record is from RefSeq and is a predicted model, not a curated record.